Tyto alba (common barn owl) is the source of this 1918-nucleotide messenger RNA. RefSeq names its product arginine and serine rich coiled-coil 2 (gene RSRC2). NCBI's taxonomy places the organism in Eukaryota, Metazoa, Chordata, Aves, Strigiformes, Tytonidae. The transcript has 11 exons. Bases 388 to 1458 code for a protein of 356 amino acids. The record is from RefSeq and is a predicted model, not a curated record.
GGCGGGGCGUGGCGUGGCGCCUCGGUGUGCGAGCGCUCUGGCCGCGGGAGGGUGAGCUCCUUGUGAGGAGUUGUUACCGGGGAGGGGAGCGACGUCCCGGGCGCUCGGUUAUGGCGGGUAGUGAUACAGAGCGGGAUGGAGUAGCCCCAGAAAAGUCCUCUCCAGAAAGAGAGAAGAAAAAGGAACAAUCAGAUGCCUCUAGUUCUCCCAGAACAUCAAAGCAUCAUUAUUCAAGAUCACGCUCACGGUCAAGGGAAAGAAGACGGAAGUCAGAUGCUGAAGGAAGAAAACACAGAAGCCGGAGCAGAAGCAAAGAGCGUGCUAAUGCGCGAAGAGACUGAACUGAAGACGCUGCAGACUCAGAUAGCAAAAUUAUAAGCCUACUUCAUGAUAAGAACCAACUUCUUCUUAAAACAGGCAAGAAGACAUGAAUCCAAAGAGAAGUCCUCCAAGAAGCACAAAUCUGAAGACCACAAUGACAAAGAACAUUCUUCUGACAAGGGAAGAGAUAGCUUAAAUUCAUCUGAAAAUGGUGAGGAUAGACAUAAACGCAAAGAGAGAAGAUCAUCAAGAGGGAGGAGUCAUUCAAGAUCCAGGUCUCGUGAAAGACGUCAUCGUAGUAGAAGUCGUGAUAGGAAAAAAUCCCGAUCUCGCAGCAGAGAGAGAAAACGACGUAUAAGAUCUCGUUCUAGAUCAAGAUCUAGACACAGACAUAGAAGUAGAAGUAAAAGCAGAACUAGGAGUAGAAGCAGAGAGCGAAAGAAAAGAAUUGAAAAGCCCCGAAGGUUCAGCAGGAGUCAUAGCCGGAGUCCGAGUCCACCACCUUUUCGGGGACGAAAUACAGCAAUGGAUGCACAGGAAGCAUUAGCCAGAAGACUGGAAAGAGCAAAGAAACUGCAAGAGCAAAGAGAGAAAGAAAUGGUUGAAAAACAGAAGCAACAGGAAAUGGCUGCAGCGGCUGCAGCCACUGGAGGUUCCGUUAUUAAUGUUGCUGCCCUUCUGGCAUCGGGAACACAAGUAACUCCUCAAAUAGCAAUGGCAGCUCAGAUGGCAGCACUGCAAGCAAAAGCACUAGCAGAGACUGGAAUAGCUGUACCUAGCUAUUACAACCCAGCAGCAGUGAAUCCAAUGAAAUUUGCUGAGCAAGAGAAAAAGCGGAAGAUGCUUUGGCAAGGCAAAAAGGAAGGGGAUAAAUCACAGUCUGCAGAAAUAUGGGAAAAAUUAAAUUUUGGAAACAAGGACCAAAAUGUCAAAUUCAGAAAACUCAUGGGCAUUAAGAGUGAGGAUGAAGCUGGCUGUAGUUCUGUUGAUGAAGAGAGUUACAAAACGCUGAAACAACAGGAGGAGGUUUUCAGAAAUCUAGAUGCACAGUAUGAAAUGGCGAGAUCACAGACUCAUACGCAAAGAGGAAUGGGAUUGGGGUUUACAUCUUCAAUGCGAGGAAUGGAUACUGUUUGAAAAAAAAAAAAAAGUUUUAAAGUUUGGGACUAUGGAAGGUUCUUGUUCAAAUGUUGGGUCCUUGUUCACCAAAAAGCUAGCAUUCUAGCUUGCAUGGGUGUUGCAUUGACUUUAAUUUAUUGAAAAAUACAAUUUUUUUGUAAAUAUCAGAUCAGUGAUACUGGUGUUAGUGUUGUAAUCAGGUUAUACCCACUUCCAUUAAACUUGACAGAACUAUAGAAGGACAGUAUUUUUUAGUUAAAGUUCUACUUUUCAAACCAAGCAGCAGAUGGGAGAAACUCAUACAUGGAUAUUUCGUGUCCACUGUCUUGUGUACUUUUGUACUUUAACCUUGUACAGUUAUUUCCAAUUCUUGAAACAUGAAAGAAAUAUUGUGUAGAUGUUAUUUAGCAGUCUGGGCCGAUAGGCACAUAAUCCAGUGCAAAAAACCUGGUUAAUAAUAAAGACUUUUUUUCUCUAA